GACCAGGACGCUCAAUCAGCUGUUCGCUCGCGUUUCCGAGCGAAUGGCAAGCUGUUAGGUGACGUGUUUUGCCGUGCAAGCUGAGCUAUACAAUAAAUAUUUUUAUAAAACACCAUGCAAACAAGACUUGUUUUGGUACUGCUAGCCCUGGCCCCGCUCGUCCUGGCCAAGAAGUUCAAGGAGGAGGACAAACCGGCGUGGGCCAAGAAGGAUAUUCGAGACUACAGCGAGGCGGACCUGGAGCGUCUGCUGGACCAAUGGGAGGAAGAUGAAGAGCCCCUUGAGGAUGAUGAGCUACCUGAGCACCUGCGCCCCCAGCCCAAAUUGGAUCUGAGCAAUCUGGACAGCAAGAGCCCCGAAGACCUUCUCAAGGUAUCCAAAAAGGGACGCACGCUGAUGACCUUCGUUUCGGUGACCGGCAAUCCAACCCGGGAGGAGAGCGACACCAUCACCAAGCUGUGGCAGACCAGUCUCUGGAACAACCACAUCCAGGCGGAGCGCUACAUGGUCGACGAUAACCGCGCCAUCUUCCUCUUCAAGGAUGGCACACAAGCCUGGGACGCCAAGGACUUUCUCAUCGAACAGGAACGCUGCAAGGGCGUAACCAUCGAGAACAAGGAGUACCCGGGUGUCCACGCCAAGAAGGACGAACUGUAGGCCAGUUGCACGACUUCUUAAAAACAUUCUCAAGCUC
Drosophila erecta is the source of this 694-nucleotide messenger RNA. It is a transcript of the gene boca, whose product is annotated as LDLR chaperone boca. Gene Ontology annotation, biological process: protein folding. The record is from RefSeq and is a predicted model, not a curated record. Lineage: Eukaryota; Metazoa; Arthropoda; Insecta; Diptera; Drosophilidae. The coding region runs from base 115 to 657 and encodes 180 amino acids. The transcript is spliced from 2 exons.